AUAUGCGUCCACUGAUAUGGACAAAGUGUUGCUCAAGUAUACUGAAUACAGUGAACCACAUGAAAGUCGCACUAAUUCCGAUAUUAUGGAGGCUCUCCAACGGAAGGAAUCAAAGCACGGAGGUGGCGGUGAUUCCGACGAUGAUAGUCCAGGUCCAUCUACCCCGCUUAACGGUCAUGCUGUACAAAAUAAUGUCGAACAACCGCCAACGGUAGCACCACAACCACCAGCUGCUGCUAUACAUCCACUCUAUACGAACCUUUUCCUACAUCCACAAUAUCGUCCACGUCCUGAACCAACGAAACAUAUCGAAUUCCCCACAACCAGUUCAUUCCCCUACGAUUCAUCCGGUACUGCUCCAUUACAGCCACCACAUCCAUUAGCUGCUUCUGAUGCCGAUUGU
Molecule: messenger RNA, 403 nt
Organism: Strongylus vulgaris
Lineage: Eukaryota; Metazoa; Nematoda; Chromadorea; Rhabditida; Strongylidae
Source: the annotation of a GenBank genome assembly